Messenger RNA from Rhopilema esculentum, 657 nucleotides. RefSeq lists its product as uncharacterized. Gene Ontology annotation, biological process: regulation of transcription by RNA polymerase II. The record is from RefSeq and is a predicted model, not a curated record. NCBI's taxonomy places the organism in Eukaryota, Metazoa, Cnidaria, Scyphozoa, Rhizostomeae, Rhizostomatidae. Gene Ontology annotation, molecular function: RNA polymerase II cis-regulatory region sequence-specific DNA binding; DNA-binding transcription factor activity, RNA polymerase II-specific. Gene Ontology annotation, cellular component: nucleus.
AUGGAUCUUGACGAGUUUCUUUCUGUUCACGAAGAGAAAUCCUCUGAGGGUGUAAGGGGUCUGCCAGGGGGCAGACACACAAGUUACUUGCUAUCAGACCUUUUGCAGACUGUACACAAGAAUCUUGGCAUCCCCCGAGGAAGAAAGCCAUCUGCUUUUAAAAUUGCCGGGGACAGCCCCAAAGGAAACUCAACUAAUGGUUUUGGCAAAGAGAAAGAUGAUAGGACCUCUCUUGAUGUAACUGAAGAGUGCAAACCAGAAGCUGAGGGCGAUAAAGGAGAGCACAAUGAAAAUGAGUUCGAAGAAACAAAUGAGGAGGCUGGUAGAAAAAGUAAAUCAAAAAGGAGGAAGCCCCAUACAUACAGAUACAAUCCUAAACCUGUGCAGAAAAAGAGUUGCAGAAACUUUGUUCCAGAUUCAUUGAAAGACAUUGACUAUUGGGAAAAAAGAAAGCGGAAUAAUUUAGCUGCAAAGAGGUCACGAGAGGACAGAAGGAGAAAAGAACUUGAGGUGUUAAACAAGAUGGCCAAUCUUGAACAGCAAAAUGCCGAUUUGAUGGCUCAAGUUAAAUCGCUAGAGGAAAAGAAUAAAAUACUUUUGAAGAAAUUGAGGGAGCAGCAAAAACUGAGUUAUGAAGUGAAUUUAAAUAAUAUAUAG